AUGCCCCGCUCAGAAGAAGCAGAGUGGUGGGCAAAUGCGGUCUACGAGGCUAUCCAAGAGGUCCCCCGGGGCAAAGUCACAAGCUAUGGUCACAUCGCACGUCUACUUGGCGAACCCCAGCGCCCUCGUCAAGUCGGAGUUUGCCUAAAGGUUCUCCCAGCGGCAGAGUCCGGCCAACACUUCAACUCAAGCAAUGUACCCUGGCAGCGGGUAAUCAACUCAAAAGGAAUGAUCUCGCAUCGUGGACCCGGCAGUGCAGCCCGCCAAGCCGAAGCCCUCGCAGAAGAAGGUGUGGAAGUGACUACUGACAGCAUGGGGGAGAUGUACGUUGAUUUCUCGCGAUAUGGAUGGUUUCCAGACCACCUCCCCAGCGAGACGAGCCAGCAAUCAUGA
Penicillium canescens is the source of this 393-nucleotide messenger RNA. Its product is annotated as MGMT family protein. Lineage: Eukaryota; Fungi; Ascomycota; Eurotiomycetes; Eurotiales; Aspergillaceae. The transcript has 3 exons. Bases 1 to 393 code for a protein of 130 amino acids. The record is from RefSeq and is a predicted model, not a curated record. Gene Ontology annotation, molecular function: catalytic activity. Gene Ontology annotation, biological process: DNA repair.